AUGCGCUUUAAGGAGUCCCUGUUACAACCGAGUGCAUCCAUUUUUGAGAUGCGCUAUGCGGUGCUCUUGGCGGAACCUUACGCGCUGGAAGGGUACCGCAAUCUUGUGGAAGUGGAGAAGCUCAAGGUGGCACAACACAAGCGUGAGAAGCACUACGAUGAUUUUACGUCACCCGCUAAAUGGAUGACGAGUGAUAAUGCCCGGCUUCAGACCGUUGCAACAGACAGUGGUAAUGCGCCUGGGUCAAUGAUGCACAUGCAAACGAAUAGUCCAGGCACGUCAAAGACGGCGAUGGAGACAAGAACAGCGCUGCUCCGUCAUGUUUUGGAAAAGUCCAUUCAGGAUUAUGGAGACCGUGUUUUUGAACGCUUCUAUCGCAACAACUACUAUUAG
Molecule: messenger RNA, 393 nt
Organism: Trypanosoma rangeli
Lineage: Eukaryota; Euglenozoa; Kinetoplastea; Trypanosomatida; Trypanosomatidae
Exons: 1
Coding region: 1-393 (130 amino acids)
Source: RefSeq, a predicted model, not a curated record